GCUUACCUUUUGAUAAAUUCUUCGUCUAUUGCCUUGUACCCCCUUUCCUUUACUUGUUGGAUACGCUUACAUCCUUGGAGAAUCACAGUGCUUCUCCUGCUGGAUUGAAUUGAUCUGUGCUAGCUGCAUACAUCCAGGAGACACGGCACCAAUACUGUUCUAGUCGGCCACCUUAAAAAUCCUGUUCUGGGUAAUAGUGUACAUAACCAUUUUCUGAUAUUUCUUUGUCCGAGUGGCAUUAGAGAAAUGGCAGGUGGAAGAUUCAUCCCUGUGGUUGUCGGUGUGGGCGAUAUCAAAAACAAAUCUUCAAAGGUUGAAGAUGCAAUCGAGCCUUUACAACUCAUGCUCCAAGCAACUUCAGUUGCCAUCAAAGAUACUGGCUUAUCCUUAUCCACUGCAAAAAAGCUACAGUCAAGCAUUGAUAGCGUGAGUGUAGUGAACACAUGGACAUGGAGCUACGAUGAUUUGCCGGGCCUUCUCAGCGAGAAGUUGGGUAUAACACCCUCUCAUAAGGUCUUGAGUAUACAUGCAGGUAGUUCUCCUGCAAAGUUGUUUGACGAGGCUGCUAGAAGGAUCUCCCUUGGGGAGAGCAAAGUGGCGGUUGUGACAGGCGGCGAAGCCCUAGCUUCACUCGGGGCUUGUGCGGCUGCUGGGAAACUUCCUCCUCCUGGAUGGACAAAGACGAGCGAGAGCGGCAGAGCUCUCUCACUUUCGGAUAUAACAGGGCAAGGACGAAGGAAUCUAGGCACUACUCACUCCGUUGGAUUACCAAUUCACGUCUACCCUCUCUAUGAAAACGCAUUUAGAGCCCACCGCAAUCAAACCCUCCAAGAAAAUGAUAAGGAGUCUGCUCGAUUAUAUGCCAAUUUUGCCAAGGUGGCCGAACAGAAUCCUCUGGCUUGGAACUAUGGGCAACUUGCUGCAACAGAGGAGACUAUCCAAACCGUAUCGAAGAAGAACAGAAUGAUAUGUUACCCAUAUCCACUUUUGAUGAAUGCAUUCAAUAAUGUUAACCUUGCUGGAACUUGUCUUCUAACUUCCACCGAGUAUGCGAGAGAGCUCGGUAUUCCUGAAAACCGUUGGAUUUAUCCUUUAGGAGGGGCAGGGACAGAUGAUAGCGAGUACUUUUGGGAACGUCCAAACUUUUACUCGAGCCCCGCGCUCUCGAGAUCGUUAGAUGCAGGGUUAGAGAUAUCUGGCCUAACAAAAGAUGACAUUGAUAUCUUUGACUUUUACUCUUGCUUCCCAAUCAUUCCCAAACUAGCAUGCCAUCAUCUAGGUCUAUCAAUUACAAAUCCUCCAAAACCAAUCACUCUCUUGGGAGGACUGACAUCUUUUGGCGGCGCUGGCAACAACUAUUCGAUGCACGCUAUCACAGAGAUGGUUCGCAAGCUCCGAAAAGGACCGGCUCUUCACGGGUUAAUAUUAGCAAACGGCGGCGUCGUGACACACCAGCAUGUAAUCUGUCUCUCCUCCAAGCCCCGCAACCACCACUCUCCAUACCCUGCGAAAAACCCUCUUCCCGCUCUCACGACCGAUUGGCAAGUGCCGCCCAUAGAAGCGCAAGCUCACGGCGAGGCUAUUAUCGAGACAUACACAGUGGAAUUCCAUCGCGAUGGCUCACCGUUGAGAGGAUAUAUCGUGGGUCGAUUGAAGGAAAAUGGUCAUCGCUUCCUUGCGAAUCAUGCAGAUCAGAAUACUCUCUUGCAGCUGUCGAGUGGUGUCAAGGAACAGAUUGGGAGAGCGGGAUGGGUUAGGACGGCUGAGGAUGGGAGAAAUUUGUUUACGUUCGAUGAUAAGGGCGGGAAGCUGUGAUAUCAUCUCGUCGUAAAGAAACAUGCUCCAGAACUUCUUUUUCUCGUGCUAGCUUUAACAGGAGUAUUCACCACACCAAGAAGCAACAAUCUCAGAAUAGGAGUUGUAUUGAUCUAUCAUCGAUCUACCUAUUUAAUGUACGCAAGGGGGAGAAGAAGACAACGAGAAAAGUCCGACAGGAGAAACAAACCAGCAAUUUCAAUUCGCCGCCAUGCGCGCCAUCACUCCCCCCGUAUA
This is a messenger RNA of Amorphotheca resinae ATCC 22711, 2052 nucleotides long. RefSeq lists its product as hypothetical. NCBI's taxonomy places the organism in Eukaryota, Fungi, Ascomycota, Leotiomycetes, Helotiales, Amorphothecaceae. Bases 247 to 1815 code for a protein of 522 amino acids. The record is from RefSeq and is a predicted model, not a curated record. Gene Ontology annotation, molecular function: acyltransferase activity. The transcript has 8 exons.